Fukomys damarensis (Damara mole-rat) is the source of this 1832-nucleotide messenger RNA. RefSeq names its product NKG2-A/NKG2-B type II integral membrane protein. The coding region runs from base 165 to 869 and encodes 234 amino acids. The transcript has 8 exons. NCBI's taxonomy places the organism in Eukaryota, Metazoa, Chordata, Mammalia, Rodentia, Bathyergidae. The record is from RefSeq and is a predicted model, not a curated record. Gene Ontology annotation, biological process: positive regulation of natural killer cell mediated cytotoxicity; stimulatory C-type lectin receptor signaling pathway.
CUGGCUCCGGAACACAGAGGUGGCCCAGCGAUAGUCAAAGAGAGACGGGUGGCAGGAGACCUUCUUGCACAUGUGACCAGAGCUUCUCACUGAAGGAUGCAGGACUUCUAGCAACAGAAGCACAAUGACUAGAACUUGAUCCCCAACAUCACUCAGCCACCAAGAUGAGUAACCCUCGAGUAGUGUACUCUGAGCUGAAUCUGGCCAAGGGCCCAAAGAAGCAGCAGAGGCAGCCCAAGGGCAGGAAAAGCUCGAUUUCAGCAAGUGAGCAGCAAGUAACCUACGCAACAUUAACCCUUCAGAGUGCUUCUCAGGAGUGUCGGGGGGAUGACGAGGACCACAGCUGCAAAGGCUUCACUUCACUUCCUGAGAAGUUCCUUGCUGGGACUCUAGGGAGCAUCUGCCUUUUCUUAGUGGUCACAGUGAUAGUGAUGACGACAGUCGUAAUUCCCUCUACUGUCAUACAGGAGAAGAACAAAUCUUCCUGGGUAAGAACUCCAAAAGCAUAUCGCUGUGGCCGCUGUCCAAAGAAAUGGCUAACGUUUUCCAACAAUUGUUAUUACCUCGGUGUGGAAAAGAAAACAUGGAUGGAGAGUUUGGCGUCCUGCGCUUCUAAGAACUCAAGCCUGUUGUUCUUAGACAAUGAGGAAGAACUGAAAUUGCUAGAGACUCUCUCCCGUCCAUCUUGGAUUGGCGUCUCCCGUUUCAGUCGUGAUCGUCCUUGGCUGUGGGUAAAUGGCUCAAGAUUCAACCUGCAAAUACAGAAAUCGUCGUCUGACGAAGACCACUGUGUUAGGCUGUCCUCAUCUGGCUUUAUUGCAGACACUUGUGAAUCAGCACACACUUACAACUGUAAACAUAAACUUUAGAAUUCAUACACCUGAAUUUGAAGACUGUUAGGUAAUUUUCUUCUUCAUGAAAUGGAAAUAAUACUAUGAUCAUACAGGUCUUAAAUUGAAUCAUAUGAUUUCUAACAACAGAAUUAUUCAAAAACUGUUACUGGAUUUACAGUUGUAGCUAUAUGAAUACUAAAAACCCACUGAUAUACAGCCAUGUUCAUGGAUGAAUUCUGUUAGACCAAAUGAGAAUAACCAGCACAGAGACAGAAAAUCCAGAGGACUAUGAGAAGUUUAUUCAUGCAUGUGGACCCCACUCUCAAAGGGAGUGGAGCCCUGAAUCACAAAAAAGCAGGGUUUCUAUAGGGCUGGACAAGCAUGCAACCUUGGGCUUGUUACAAGCGUGGAACCUUGGGCUGGGCUGCUCCGCUCGUCCGCAGGCUGUUUGUAGGUUUGGCCAUCUAUUUCAGACAAAACUCUGCAGUCAACCUUGAAGCUGUUUGACCUCGUCUACGGGUUGUGAGCAAGCGAGGUUACAGAAGCAGGCAGACUGACACAGACACCAUUCUAGUCUUUGGAAUCUAGCAAUAGGCAACACAAAUUGGAACAGCCUGGGGUGGGCGUCGCACAGCAGCUCAAAAUGGAGGCACUUCUGCCUUGCAAAUUCCGUGCUAUUUCCAUUACAUUUCAACAAAGUUGUUGAAAAAAAUCCUCUGGGAUUAUGUUUGAGACUACAUUUGGUCUUUAAGGUAAUUUUUUUGACGUUUAACCAUAGUUACAAUAUCGCUGUUUCCAACCAUUCUCAUGCUAGCGUCUUCAACACGUAGCUUACUUUCUUUUCUACCAUGUUUUGUGUGUUUGACGUUCCCGUCUUACUGGAGGUACAGCUAUUUGCAUACAUGCUUUGUAAUGGUGCCCUUCCUUUAAUAUUUGCACUGGUAAUUUUUCAUACUGUGAAUAGAAACACCAUGGAUGUUUGUGUGCUGAUUUUACAGC